UGAACAGACAGGCACGACACAGGGUCCCAAUUAAACAUUUUCAAUAAUUUAAAAAUAAGUAAUAGAGAAUAUCAGUUGUUUCAGUUACAGUAAGUAUAAAAUAAACUCGGCACUUUCAGUUAUUCAGAAUAUAUAUUCAAUGUUGCGGACCCUGACUAUUAACCUUACAAAAUGCCGGCGUACUGGUUAUGCUGAUUCAUUUAUUAGUAAAUACCGUCGGUAUUGUUCCGGGACGAUAGAGACCGAAAAAAAUUCAAAGCCAAGCAAAAUAGUUAAGGCCAUGGCUGUGGACAAGUCAAAUUUCCUGCUGCCAAACAACCAGAGGUUUGUGGAGUUGGAGAGCUCCCAAGCCUUCAACAACCUGACUAAUCAGGAAAAGUUGUAUGCUCAUUAUUUGAGUCAGGCUGCAUGGAAUGGAGGUCUAAUAGUCUUAAUGCAGACAAGUCCGGAGUCUCCAAUGAUCUUCUCCCUACUGCACAGGAUCUUCCUUGGGGAGCCCUUGGAGGAUCUGAAAAAAUCUGCCUUAGCAGCUGGUGCUACUGAGGAUGAUUUCCAAGCAUUCCUAGUGUACGCCGGUGGCAUUUUUGCCAACAGCGGCAACUACAAAGGCUUCGGCGACACCAAGUUCAUACCAAACCUGCCCAAGGAGUCCUUCGAGGUCAUCGUCAAGGCUUCCAAGGCUUACGAGAGUGACAACACGCAUAUAACCAAGCUAUGGCAGAACACACAGAAUGCUAUAUACAGCUUGGCGCCUAGGCUAACGAGUCUAGGCUUAGCUGAUAAGGGUGUCACCACAUACUUCUCCAGCAACUGCACGAAAGACGACUCGGACCUGGUGAACGAGUGGAUGAAGACCAAACGCAUCGAAGCGUACAUCUGCCGGACGUUCAAAACCACCGCCGAGGAUGGACUACCCCUCUUCACCAUCCGCUACGCCAGCGUCGACACGACCCCCCUAGCAACUACCCCCGAAAAAUACAAGAACGCCUACUUCAUCGAAUCCAGAGGGGACUACUCCCCCCUCCUAGCGCUCGCCACCGAACAUCUGAACACGGCCAUCACGCACGCCGCCAACGACAACGAGAGAAACAUGCUGAAACACUAUGUAAAGAGCUUCACUGAAGGCAGUUUGGACGAGCAUAAGGAGGGCAGUCGGUUCUGGAUUAGGAAUAAGGGGCCUAUUAUUGAGACAUAUCAAGGCUUCAUAGAGACGUAUCGCGACCCGGCCGGCCAGCGGGGCGAGUUCGAGGGCUUCGUGGCCAUGGUCAACAAGGAGAUGUCCAAGAAGUUCGGCGCGUUGGUGGACGGCGCCGAGAGGUUCAUAAAGCUGCUGCCGUGGGGCUCGGAGCUGGAGAAGGACACAUUCCUGAGGCCCGACUUCACCAGCCUGGACGUGCUGGCCUUCUCGGGCAGCGGCAUCCCCGCCGGCAUCAACAUCCCCAACUACGACGAGAUCCGACAAAACGAGGGCUUCAAAAACGUUUCACUCGGCAACGUAAUCCCCGCCGCGUACAAGGAAUCCGUCAUUCCCUUCCUCAGUGACUCUGACAAGCAGUUGCUGGAAAAAUACAGAGUGCCCGCUUUUGAGGUGCAAGUGGGCCUGCACGAGCUGCUCGGCCACGGCAGCGGCAAGCUGCUGCGACAGAACGCGGACGGCUCCUUCAACUUCGACAAGGACACAGUCAAGAACCCGCUCACAGGGAAGGCUAUCUCGUCGUGGUACAGCGAGGGCGAGACGUACGACAGCAAGUUCACGACGCUGGGCUCGGCCUUCGAGGAGUGCCGCGCCGAGGCCGUCGGCCUCUACCUGUCGCUCGUGCCCGAGAUACUCCAGGUAUUCGGCUACUCCGGCGAAGAAGCACAGAACGUGACGUACGUGAACUGGCUCAGCUUGCUGUGGAACGGCGCCGCCAAGGCCACGGAGAUGUACCAGCCGUCCACUGGCACCUGGCUACAAGCACACGCACGCGCACGCUUUGUGCUGAUGCGGCUGUUGGAGCUGGAAGGCAACGGGCUGCUGACCGUCGUGGAGGCCGCGCCCGGCCGCGACCUGCUGCUGGCGCUGCGGCGGGACCGCCUCGCCACCGACGGCAAAAGGAUCAUCGGCGACUUCCUGGUGAAGCUACAGACGCUGAAAGCGACAGGCGACGCCGCUGGUGCAGAGACCCUGUUCGACAAGUACAGCCGCCUCGACGAGCCCUGGGGCAGGUGGAGGGAUAUCGUCAUGCUGCACAAACAGCCCAGGAAUAUCUUCGUGCAGCCCAACACCAUUCACAAAGGUCAGUCUGACUGUUCGACAAGUACAGCCGCCUCGACGAGCCCUGGGGCAGGUGGAGGGAUAUCGUCAUGCUGCACAAACAGCCCAGGAAUAUCUUCGUGCAGCCCAACACCAUUCACAAAGGUGACGACGUAGAGUUGCGCCGGUACCCGGCCAGCGCGGAGGGCAUGGUGCGCUCGUGGCUGGAGCGGUUCCCGGCCGCCGCCGUGUCCGACCUGCUGGAGCAGCUCGCCGAGGCCGACAAGCCCCACUUCACCGACGUCACGGUCUUGCAUGACAGUUAAAUGCUCAGUCAAAUUAUCCGUCUCUAGUCUCCUGGAACUUAUACGGAUACGGUGUGGCGAAAUUUGAAGUAAUUUGCAUUGGAGCGACUUCGAAAGCUUUUUUGAAAAUGCCAAAUACUCGUAUCUAUAAAACUAUAAGCAGUUUAUAUAUUAGUAACACGCUAAUGCAACGCUUACCAAGCCAUCUCGCUGAAUGUUGCUACUAGAGAUUCAAUGGAUAUCCGGUUACUAUCCGGUGUCUGGCCAUAUUUUACCUAUCCGGCCGAUAACCGUAUAGUUGUAUAGUAUCCGUCUGGAUACCGGAUAGUACUUUAUCACGAUAUUUAUUUUAUGAAUACAAUAUACACUAAACACUAAAACUUCUUAUAAAUAACAAAAUAAAGUUAAUUUAUAAGCACUCGCAACGAAAAUAUUUAAAUACCCACGAAGAAAUUUGUAACGUACCGCUAUUCAAUAAUCACUGUAAGUGAAUUUAGUUCAUUUAUCUAUAAACAACGGCCUAUAACUAGAAACAAGUUGCAACGUGUAUCGAACUGUAAGUAAUUGCGAUAUCUAAUUUAAUUAAUUUUUACAAAACUUUUAGCCGGAUAUUCGGCGGUCCCAACGGCCGGAUAUCCGGUAUCCGGCCAAAUCACUAUCCGUUGCAUCUCUAGUUGCUACAGUAGAGAGUGCUUAUAGUUUGUAGAAAUUAGUCAUUUUCAAAACUACCCCGCUUUCGAAGUUAUCCCAAUGCAGUUUCUAUACUUAAUGCAAUUGCAAACACGUUUCAAACAUUGAGAUUGUCAAAAAAAAAUUCUCGGAGAUUAUGAAUUUAUGACCGUCAUACUAUUAGCCCUACAUAACGGUAACACUAUCAGUUGUCAAUAACGAGGCCAAUUCUAACUUGUAUAUCAUUUUGUUGUCAAUCGUCCUUGCUGUGUCUCGCUUGUACAGACAAGUACAAGUGAAACAACGAAUGCCAUCAAAUAUAUAUCAAAAUGUAUGUUCAUAUUGGCCUUGAGGGUGAUUUUUUAUUGCAUUGUUAUUGUGCAAGUACCUAAGGAUAGUUUUCUACCUGUACAAUUUCUUUGUCCAAUGUGCAUUGCGUUUCACUCUCUCAUUAAGCCAAAUGUGAGAUGCAAAUACACAUUGGCCAAGAAAUUGGACAAGUGGAAUACCAUCCUAAGGCUCUUAAUUAUAACCGACGAAAGUUACAUCUGAAGAUUAAGAGCUGGAACUCCUAUUAUAUCAAAUAAAUGCAUUUUUAACCCAA
Molecule: messenger RNA, 3814 nt
Organism: Cydia pomonella (codling moth)
Lineage: Eukaryota; Metazoa; Arthropoda; Insecta; Lepidoptera; Tortricidae
Gene: DppIII
Product: dipeptidyl peptidase 3
Exons: 15
Coding region: 140-2413 (757 amino acids)
Biological process (GO): proteolysis
Cellular component (GO): cytoplasm
Molecular function (GO): dipeptidyl-peptidase activity; metalloexopeptidase activity
Source: RefSeq, a predicted model, not a curated record